Messenger RNA from Rotaria sp. Silwood2, 2151 nucleotides. NCBI's taxonomy places the organism in Eukaryota, Metazoa, Rotifera, Eurotatoria, Philodinida, Philodinidae. The record is from the annotation of a GenBank genome assembly.
AUGGCAGAUGAUGAUCAAUUUAAUAUGGAUGACGAUAGUGAAGAUAUCGAAGAAGACGAAGAAGAAGAACAAGAAGGAUCAGAUGAUGAUACUGGAUUUUUUCCUAUCGAUGAACCAAUUGUAUAUUCAUCACAAUCAAAUAAUAUAAUAACAGCACGUACUUCAUCAGAACAGUCAACAACUAAACUUUCUUCCAGUUUGGGGGGAGCAUCGAAUACUUAUUCACAAGAUAAUAAUUUUGAAUAUGUUGUAUUAUCACAAGAUGAUAUAGUCAAAUAUAUGGUUGAAUGUAUAAAAGAAGUGAAUGAAGUUAUAAAAUUACCAACAACAACUGUACGUUUAUUAUUACAUCAUUUUCGUUGGGAUAAAGAAAAAUUAAUGGAACGUUUUUAUGAUCCACAUCAUCAAGAUGAAUUAUUUCGUCAAGCACGUAUUGUUAAUCCAUUUAAAAAAACUCCUCAGUUACAAACACAAUUAUCAAAUUCAUUAAAUCGUUCAACACGUCGUCAAACAUCAGUCACAACAUCAACAUCACCUUCAACUAACCAGACAUGUAUAAUAUGUUGUUCAAUAAAAUCUUCACAUGAUAUGGCUGGUUUAGAAUGUGGUCAUAUAUUUUGUAUUGAAUGUUGGCGACAUUAUUUAACAACAAAAAUUAUGGAUGAAGGUAUUGGUCAAACAAUACCAUGCCCAGCUAAAUGUGACAUUCUAGUCGAUGAUAAAACUGUUUUAAAUCUUAUUGAAUUACCAGAGGUUCGUCGAAAAUAUCAACAUUUAAUUACAAAUUCAUUUGUUGAAUGUAAUCGUAAUAUGCGUUGGUGUCCAGGAACAAAUUGUACAAAUGCUGUUAAAGCAUCAUACUGUGAUGUUGCUAUGGUAACAUGUACAACAUGCAAAACAUCAUUUUGUUUUCAAUGUGGGCAAUCAUGGCAUGAACCAAUUAAAUGUAAAUGGCUUAAAAAAUGGCAAAAAAAAUGUCAUGAUGAUAGUGAAACAAGCAAUUGGAUUGCUGCAAAUACAAAAGAAUGUCCCAAAUGUCAUGCAACUAUUGAAAAAAACGGCGGUUGUAAUCACUUAAUAUGUAAAAAUCAAUCAUGCAAAUAUGAAUUUUGUUGGAUAUGUUUGGGUCCAUGGGAACCCCAUGGUUCAUCAUGGUAUAAUUGUAAUCGUUUCAAUGAAGAUGAUGCUAAAAAAGCACGUGAUGAUCAAGAACGUUCACGUGCAGCAUUACAACGUUAUCUUCAUUAUUAUAAACGUUUUCAUAAUCAUCAUGAAUCAUUAAGAUUAGAAAAUAAAUUAUUAGAUCAAGUACAAAAACGUAUGGAAUCUAUGCAACAACAAAUGAGUUGGAUUGAAGUACAAUUUCUACAAAUAGCAUGUGAUGUACUUCGACAAUGUCGUCAAACAUUAAUGUAUACAUAUCCAUUUGCAUUUUAUCUUAAACGAAAUAAUCAUUCAAUUAUUUUUGAACAAAAUCAAGCUGAUUUAGAACUUGCUACUGAAGAAUUAAGUGGUUAUUUAGAACGAGAUUCAACUCAAACCACAAAUUUAACUGAAAUGAAACAAAAAGUGCAAGAUAAAUAUCGUUAUUGUGGUACACGUCGAAAAGUAUUAUUAGAUCAUGUUGCUGAAGGAUAUGAAUCACAUGUUGAUGGUCGAAAAGUUAUUGUCGAAGCUAAACAAGAAGAUCGUCAAAAGGAUGGUGAUUUUACUAUUCAACAAAUUCGAAAAUCAUAUGAAUUACCUGAACAUGCUGAUACAAAUCAUUUAACUUCAUAUGUAACACCAAAUAAUAUUCUUGUCAUUGAAGUGCCUAUUCGUAAUCCAGAAGCUGAACGUCGUCUUGCACAAGCAAAGAAAGAUAAUCAAAGUUUAACACAAUUUGGUCAUUAUCGUGAUCCAUUUUUUGAUUAUGUUGAUUUCUUAAGUGGUUCUGAUUUUCAACCACAUAUUGUUGAUAAAGGUGAACAUAAAUAUAAAGAUGAAAAUCGUUCAGAACGAUCAUAUUUUUUUAAAUCAACAACAUUAUCACCCGGUACACAAGUUGAUCAAUUAAAAUCGAAAUUAAUGGAUAAUGGACAAUUAGAAAUUGAAGCACCAUUUAUUGAACAAAAAGAAACUGCAAAAUCAAUCGAAAAUCAUAGUAAAUAA